UGUCCAUUUAUUUUCUUUUCCCAAUUUUUCAUUUCAGUAUUGGCUUCACUUCGUCGUUCCACUUUCCACUCUCUCUGUGAAAUUUCACCGGCCACCCAAAAUCAGAACCAUUUCUCCCGCUCGAUUUCCUGGUAAAUUAGAAGAAUGGUUGACGUCGAACGGAGGAUGACCGGUUUAAACCCGGCCCACGUAGCCGGCCUUCGUCGUCUCUCGGCAAGAGCGGCCGCCUCCACCCCUUCCACACCUCUUCCGCCGCGUGAUAGCCUCCUCUCCUUUUCUUCCCUUGCAGAUAAAGUCAUUACACAUCUCAAGAACUCGGGAAUUCAAGUCCAACCAGGAUUAUCCGAGUCCGAGUUCGCAUUGGCCGAGGCGGAGUUUGGCUUUACCUUUCCGCCGGACCUGAAAGCUGUUCUCUCAGCCGGAUUUCCCCUCGGCGCCGGUUUCCCUGACUGGCGCUCCUCUCGUUCCGCUCGGCAUCACCUCCGCUCCGCCAUUGAUCUUCCUAUCGCCUCCAUUUCCUUUCACAUAGCUCGGAACUCCUUCUGGUCCAAGUCAUGGGGAACCAGACCAUCUGACCCGGAAAAGGCCCUGAAAAUAGCCCGAAACGCACUUAAAAGGGUCCCUCUUUUGAUACCCGUUUUCAACCAUCGUUACAUUCCUUGCAAUCCUUCUCUAGCAGGAAACCCCAUAUUCUACGUCGAUGAAAGCAGGAUUUUCUUAUGUGGAUUCGACUUAUCAGACUUCUUUGAUCGUGAAUCUUCUCUAUUUCGAAGCCCUAAUCAGAAUUUACUCUCCAAGCAGCUCUCUAUAAGUGAAAAAUCAGGCAGAUCAUCGACGAAUUCUUCGAGAAGAAGUCUAGACACUGUCUCCGUUACAAGAACGCCACGGUGGGUGGAGUUCUGGAGCGACGCCGCUAUCAAUCGCCGCCGGAGGAACUCAGAUUCCUCAUCUACGUCUUCAUCGUCGCCAGACAGAUAUUCCGACAUGCCAAGAUACGAAGUCCCCGACUGGGUCGAGGAAUACGUGUCCCAUAUCGGGUCAGUUUUGAGAGAAGGCGGGUGGGCAGAAUCUGACAUCUCUGAGAUCGCACACGUUCCAGCAUCUGGAUUCUUUGAUGGAGAGAUGGUGAUGCUGGACAAUCAAGCAGUUCUUGAUGCUUUGUUAUUGAAGACAGAUCGGUUCUCGGAUAUGCUCCGGAAAGCCGGGUGGAGAUCCGACGAGGUUUCGGAUGCUCUUGGAUUCGAUUUCCGAUUGGUAGAAAGGAAUCCAUCGAAGAAAUUGUCACCGGAAUUGCUCGAGAGACUCGGAAAACUGACAAAGUCGUUCACUCAACCGUAUUAAUCAUCUUUAAUCUCCAUAUUCUUCGCACUUUUGUCUUUUCAAAAGCCUCCGAUUUGCUCUCCACCUCCUUUGCGAACCUGAGAUAAAUCACUCAGGCUGAAAAAAAAAAAAAAAAGGAAUAAAUUGUUAUCAAUUAUUCUACACUUCUACUUGGAAAUAUGAUUUUGUACAUAUAGAUUGACAGAUGAAUACAUGAUAUCCAUUUGUCCGAUUUAAAUUUCUGAAAUUCAAUUUAUCUAUACAAAAAUUCUGUACAUAUAAAAGAAUUCAAUUGUUAUUAUAACGUUAGUUCAGUCGA
This is a messenger RNA of Olea europaea var. sylvestris, 1639 nucleotides long. RefSeq lists its product as uncharacterized. The coding region runs from base 145 to 1341 and encodes 398 amino acids. NCBI's taxonomy places the organism in Eukaryota, Viridiplantae, Streptophyta, Magnoliopsida, Lamiales, Oleaceae. The record is from RefSeq and is a predicted model, not a curated record. The transcript has a single exon.